GGCCCAAGCGCUGCGAACGUCGACGGAGUUUUUCCGGAAAAACGCUUGAGGGAAAAUCACGAGACACAGGGAAAUAAACCAAAUUUAAAAACCGCGCGAUAACUGAAAAAAUUCGAAUAUAAAACGGGGGGAAAAUAAAAAAUACGGAUAUAAAGGAAUUUCAAGCGUUUGGCAUUUUGUCAACCAGUAAAGGGCCAAGUGACGAACAAAAAAAAGGAAAAAACCAGGGAGAGGCGCACAAGUGGCUGCAACAAAGGGGCUACCGAACCACCGAGCCCGCGACCUCUGACACCCCUCCGAAAAAAAGAAAGAAAAUCUACCUUUUGGCCGGAAAACGCUUGUUUCAGCACGCGAACGAAAGGGACAGGACGACUGCGUGGGAGGGAGACAGCGCAAAAGAAACAACAACAGCAGCAACAACAAAACAAACAGCUCUAUGCCGGCACCAAGAUGAGACCAGGCCGAACGACAAAAGCUUUACCAGCAGCGACCACGCCCCUGCUCCUACUACUCCCACUAAUCCUGUGGAGGCUCGACUUGGCCCACGCGCAGUGUCCUUGGCAGCGGGAUGUGCCCGACCUGCAGACGAGCUGCAUCUGCGCCUACAAUCUGGGUAGGGAGCUGUCAGUGCAGUGCGAUCAGGUGGACUUUCCGCAACUGCUGGAUGCGAUGAACAGCCAUGCCCGCCUGAAGCCCGUGGAUUUGCUGUACGUAAACAACUCCACGAUAACAGAGCUGCCCGAGGCCAUUUUCAGCAAUUUGAGCCUGCACAAUGUGCAACUCUCGAGCUGCGGCAUCCAGAGGAUAGCGACGGGUGCUUUCAGGGGCCAGGAAUCGGUGCUGCGGAAUCUUAAUCUGCAGGAUAAUCUGCUGGCCGACGUGCCAGUGGAGGCACUCAAGGUUCUGGGCAAGUUGAACCUGCUGGACCUGUCCAAAAAUCAGCUCAGCCACAUUCCCGACGAUGCCUUUGUGGGCCUGACGAAACUGUCCACCCUCAAACUGAACGAUAACAAUGUUACGCUGGCUGCCAACGCAUUUAGAGGACUCGAACAGAGCCUGAAGAACCUAAAUCUGAAGGGCACCAAGCAGCGAAAGGUGCCCGAGAGUAUUAGGGGCCUGAAAAGCCUGGCUUUUCUCGAUCUCUCGCAGAAUGGCAUCAAAGAGCUGCCCGGUGCGGGUGGCAUUCGAGUGUUCGACGGUCUGGAUGCCUUGACGGCGCUGAAUCUGGAGAGGAAUCUCAUCCAGAGCAUUGGCGAAACGGCCUUUGCAGGCGUGCGAAAGACACUGAGCUCACUGAGUUUGCUCAACAACCUGCUGGCCGAAUUUCCCAUCGGUGCCGUGCACUCGCUGAAGGAGCUGCGUGUCCUGGACAUUGGCUUCAACCUGCUCACCACCCUGCCGGAGGCCGCCUUCCGGGGAAAUCCGGGCAUCACGCUGCUGGCUCUGGACGGAAAUCCACUGAGCAGCGUGCCCGAAGGCGCCUUCGCCCAUCUGAAUGCCACUCUGCGAGGACUCUCGCUCGGAGGCAGGUUCCUCCAUUGCGACUGCAAGCUGCGCUGGGUGGCCGAGUGGAUUCGGAAUGGCGACUUACAGGUUACAUCACGCGAACGGAAUCCACAGUUUUGUGGCACCCCACCACGCUUCCGGGACCGGGGCUUCUACUCGAUUCAGCCGGAGGAGCUGAGUUGUCCGGACAUCGCCGACGCCGCCCUCCGAGGACCCGUCGGCCUGGCCGACAACCUGAAGCCAACUCUCUCCUCGUCGCCCGAUUCGGUGGAAUAUGAAGCGGACACGGGCACGGGCACGGGUACAGUGGGCACUGGGACAGCGGGCACUGGCACUGCUGCCUCCGCUCCGGUGACCAGCAGUGUGAGCAGCUCCACCUCGACAACGACACCCACAACAACCACAACGACAACCACACCGGAGCCAACGACCAAGCGGAGCACGACUCGUCCUCCAACCAAGUCAACUACAACGAUAGCGGCCACCACUGCAGCUCCCACAUCGAAUCUCUCUGUGAACGGAACCGGCACAGUGCAGGCCACCUCCAUCACCACGAGCAGCAGUUCCUCCUCCUCAUCCACAUCCACCGGUCAUGGGAAUGGCAAGCAGGCACCGGGCUGGCGCCAAGGAGUAACCAAUGGCAACGGCAACAGUGCCGGCGGAACCGGAGGCCUUCACAAGCCGCAGAGGCCACCACUGGUCUUGGGCUAUCCACCGCAGAGGGGCACUCGCAUCGACGAUGCCAACGAGGUGCAGGUGAAGCACGCCUUCCGGCAGGACAGCUCCGUGAUCAUCCAGUGGGAUUCGGACACGGCCAAUAUCCUGGGAUUCCGUGUGGUCUAUCGACUCUUCGGCGAGAAGGCCUUCAAGCAGGGACCACCGCUGGAGUCCAGCGAGCGCGAGUUCAAGAUCAAGAAUGUGCCCGCCCAGGAGUGCAUCAUUGUGUGCGUCAUCUCGCUGGAGGAGCUCCAUGUGACCCCGGAAACGGUGCCCUAUCAGCAGUGCCGAGAGGUCAGGACAGUGGCCUCGCAGGCCUCCAACAUGGACAAGAUAACGAUUGCGGCCAGUGCGGCCAUUUGUGGCACCAUCAUUGUGGCCGUGAUUGUCUUCAUUGCUGCCAGCAGACGCUCCCGCAAGCUGCAGAACAGCCAGCAGAAGAGCCCGCUGCCAAUUGGAGGUCUGCCCGUUAAUUGCUGCGGUCCGACCGGUUCACCGGGACCACUUGGCUCCAUUGCAACGCUAUCGGCGUUUAACAAUCACAAGGAAUGGGAUCAAGUGUCGGCCUACAGUGGUCGCUCGAUCCCGCGGCCCCGCAUCUACCCAGUGGAACAGCCAGACGACAUGCGUAGCCACUUCUCCGGAAUGCCCGGCAAAGUGGGCAAAUCGAGUAGAUCCCUGGCGGAUGGACAGUCGCAGCAUAGCUUCUCGAAUAACUCGCAUCGCGGCUAUUUGGGCAGCGCCUUCCCCUCGAAUCUGGUGAACUCCCGGCCGGAAUUGCGCCAGUCCCGGCAAUCCCUGGCCGCCGCCUCGGAGCGAAUGUCCCGCGCCUCGUAUGCGGGAUCGAUUCAUGGCGGAAACGGAAACGGAGGAGGCGGCGGCGGUGGCAACGGACUGCCCGUGAGCAGCCUGAUGGCCAUGGGCGGCAUGGUGGGCGGCGGCGGACCGGCCAGCAUCGCCUCCAGCGCCCGCAGAUCGCGACCGCGUUCCCGAUCACGCGAACAGCUGAACGCCACCCACAUACACAACCACCGACCAGGAAGUCGAUACUCGCAGGCGGGAUCGACGCACACGCUGAACAACUACUGCGAUACCUCGGACAACUGGACGGAUCACGACAUGGACAUCUAUAUGGCCCGCAACCCGACGACGCGGAACGGUUUAGUGCCAUUAUGAGGGCGAC
Messenger RNA from Drosophila biarmipes, 3406 nucleotides. RefSeq names its product leucine-rich repeat and fibronectin type-III domain-containing protein 2 (gene haf). Gene Ontology annotation, molecular function: protein binding. The transcript is spliced from 10 exons. The record is from RefSeq and is a predicted model, not a curated record. NCBI's taxonomy places the organism in Eukaryota, Metazoa, Arthropoda, Insecta, Diptera, Drosophilidae. Bases 451 to 3399 code for a protein of 982 amino acids.